UACAUAACAGAGAGUGAACUACCUCAUUAUGUGGAUAACAAGUUUUGGAUGCCAGCAAAAUGGUCUAUGGGACUUAUAAUGUCCGCUAGGAAGCAAGGAAGGGUCAAAAGUGAGCAAGCAGUGCAACUUCUUUUUUCGAAAAGCCAAGCUUGUUUAACAACUAGAGGCUUCGCGAAUUUAUUCGAGCAAUUUGCGAGGAAACUGGCAACUAAACUUCAAAUAAUUAAGAUUGAUCCUUAUGUUCCCUUAAUAUCGAUGAUACAGUUCACUUUUCUGAUUGGAUGGAGUAAAGUUGCGGAGGGUUUACUGAACCCAUUUGGAGACGACGACGAUGACUUUGAAAUGAACUAUAUAAUUGAUAGAAAUCUCCAGGUAAGCUCAAGGUCAUUUAGAAACAACUUUGUUGCGAUACACUAG
Enterobius vermicularis (human pinworm) is the source of this 417-nucleotide messenger RNA. The record is from the annotation of a GenBank genome assembly. NCBI's taxonomy places the organism in Eukaryota, Metazoa, Nematoda, Chromadorea, Rhabditida, Oxyuridae.